AUGGCCUCGCACCUCGAAUCCUCUGUCUCUCGCUUUCUCCCCGACCCCAAGACCGUUGCCAUCGUGGGCUGCCCCUUCAAAGGUGGCCAGACGAAAGCGGGUGUAGACAAUGGCCCCAUUCAUCUCGUCGCAGCUGGGCUCCCCGAACAACUCACCGAGCUCGGUUGGAAGGUCCUGUUCGAUGGUCACCACCAAUUCGACCAGAUCUCUGCAGAAGACGACCCCCAAUUGGCCAUGGGCACCAUCUCCGGCACCUUUCAGAAGUACCCCGACGCCUGCGUCAUCUGGGUAGACGCACACGCGGACAUCAACACCGCGAGACCACGGACUCCGGUUCGUCCUCCCGCCCUGCUUCUCCGCUCUUGGUCGGGCCACUCACCUCUCCUCGCCUCCACCCCCCACGGUCCCCCCACAGGCAACAUCCACGGAAUGCCCGUCUCCUUCCUCAUGGGCCUCGGCCCCAAGGUCGACGAGUUCGCCUGGGUCCAGCCCGUGCUCAAGCCGCACCGGAUCGUCUACAUCGGCCUCCGCGACGUCGACCAGGGCGAGCGCCGCAUCCUCAAGGAGCACGGCAUCAAGGCCUACUCGAUGCACGAGGUCGACAAGUACGGCAUCGGCCGCGUCGUCGACAUGGCCCUCGACCACGUCAACCCGGGCCGCACCCGCCCCGUGCACCUCUCCUUCGACGUCGACGCCCUCGACCCGACCGUCGCGCCCUCGACCGGCACCCCCGUCCGCGGCGGGCUCACCUUCCGCGAGGGCCACUACAUCUGCGAGGCCGUGUACGAGACCGGCUGCCUCGUCGCCCUCGACAUCAUGGAGGUCAACCCGUCCCUCGAGGACCAGAGUUCGGUCGAGCAGACCGUCGCGGUGGGAUGCUCCCUCGCGCGCGCGGCCCUGGGGGAGACGCUGCUCUAG
Epithele typhae is the source of this 918-nucleotide messenger RNA. Its product is annotated as Ureohydrolase. Gene Ontology annotation, cellular component: cytosol; nucleus; cytoplasm. The transcript has 6 exons. The record is from RefSeq and is a predicted model, not a curated record. Gene Ontology annotation, molecular function: manganese ion binding; arginase activity. Bases 1 to 918 code for a protein of 305 amino acids. Lineage: Eukaryota; Fungi; Basidiomycota; Agaricomycetes; Polyporales; Epitheliaceae.